UAGUCAGUUGUGAGAAAGUCAAGGUGCUGCGAAGAGUUUCACGUGUUCUGAUUGACUACUGAAAGAAACAGAGUAUACCGGACGAGAGAAAUUCAUUAUCAAUGAACCUAUAUAGGAAUUUUGGGAAUCUUCUGGAGAGUUGGGUGACCGAAGGCCACCAGGAUUUAUACUUACAGACAGGACCUGGUGUGGACAGAUUAGAUUCAAUUUCUAGGGACUCUGUCCCACUAUCCAAUGUAAAAUCAGAAUCCGAGGACUCUGGAUUUGAGACGGUUAGUACAACUAGUCCUUGUCAUUCUCACCAGUGUAGUGCUUUGACAUCUGAAGAAUCACAGCCAGUUUUUGGCUCUACAGAGGAUGAGGUUCAACCUUCAUCCCCGUCUCCUUCUAUUUGCUCAUCCUCAAGUGUCUCUCUCAGCUCUGUGGCUCUAAAAACAACAUGUCUGGAGGUGGAGCAAGCCUUGAGAAGGACAGAUUCAGGCUCAUGGAGAGGACCCCUGCACCAGAUUGAAAGAGGGACCGCUGGGCCACGGUAUCGCUCUAACACGGCCUCUUUUCCAACCAGCUUUCACUCAAACAGCUCCAGACCACAUCAUCGGUUUGCUCAUCCAAGGAGAACUCAUUCACAACCUCCAGAUCCCAAGAAAGCCGAGCUGUACAGAAAAUGCCACCAACAGGGCCAACCAGUAGACAGCCAGUUGGAGCAGCUUGCGGACAGUGAUCAAUACAGGCUGGACAAACUGUCUCCAGGGUUGCUGUACCUGGAGCAGGUGUGCAGGAUGCUGGAGAACAUUGCAAAGCUACAGCAGCAAAACUACAGCCUGCAGAAAGAGGUGGAGAUCCUGAAGAGUCAGCAUGCUGAAAUAGAGCUUGGAAGCUUGCAUGAGGAGGAAAUAAGCUAUCCUGCCAGUCAAGGUUUACAGAUUCUGGGUCAUCCACCUAGCGAAUCGACUCACCUAAAAGAACCCAUGGGAUUUCGUCACAGAUCAGUAUCUGACACUCAGGCAGCCGUCGGCCAUUACAGGAGAACAAGGUUUGUUCAAGACAAACCUAUUGCAGAUGCCUUAGUCGAGGAACCUGAUGGUAAAGAUUCUUUACCCGAAAAUGAGCACAAAAAGCCGAGUAAGAUCCAAAAGCUGAAAUUUGCAUCAUUUAGAAGGCAGGAAACACAACAGUCUGACAGAGAAAGCAAAAGCUUUCAGCCUAAGAAGAAAACAAGCUUUUUCAGUAGGAGUAGAAGUAUGACUACACGUCUCUAACAUUCAUGCCACAUUGAUGCCCAGUGAUGGUGGCUCACACCUCCCAUUUACCUGAGGAUUAUGGCACUUUUAUAUGUAUAGCUUGUUUUAGUCAAGUAUUUAAGGCUGCACUUAAAUAAAGUACUGAGUAGUACUAAUAGUCUUCAUGUACUUAAUGGAUACUUGUUUUUUUGGAACUGUCAGUUCACUUUGUUUUUGUUAAUCCUAUUGUUUAUAAAUUUACAAUGCAAAAUGCUGCCAAUGCGUAGUUUUCAUCGCUAGAUCCAUUCAUUGUAUUUUAGUUAUUUUCUCAUCUAUCAUGAUCUCAGUCUGUAAACUUUUGCUGCUAAAAGAAUUUGUUAUUUUGUAAUACUAAGGUGAUUUCAUAACAAUUGUUUAAUAUAAUAAAA
Molecule: messenger RNA, 1648 nt
Organism: Sinocyclocheilus anshuiensis
Lineage: Eukaryota; Metazoa; Chordata; Actinopteri; Cypriniformes; Cyprinidae
Exons: 6
Coding region: 102-1259 (385 amino acids)
Source: RefSeq, a predicted model, not a curated record